Messenger RNA from Aspergillus steynii IBT 23096, 455 nucleotides. Its product is annotated as copper metallochaperone ATX1. The record is from RefSeq and is a predicted model, not a curated record. Gene Ontology annotation, biological process: copper ion transport. Gene Ontology annotation, cellular component: cytosol. Gene Ontology annotation, molecular function: metal ion binding; copper chaperone activity. Lineage: Eukaryota; Fungi; Ascomycota; Eurotiomycetes; Eurotiales; Aspergillaceae. The coding region runs from base 216 to 455 and encodes 79 amino acids. The transcript is spliced from 2 exons.
UUCAAAUCUUCAACUCCAUGUGUUUGUCACGGGUCCUCGGAGACCAGGUAUCUUGCGGGUGACUCGUAGGGACAACUAGUCAUUAUUCUCGCGUUUUGUCUCCACCCAGCCCAGCCCGCCUUUGUCGACUCCUCGCUCAUCCUCCAACCCCCCACUCUACUUCACCAACGACUUCCACUAGACACCCCGCGUUGAAUCGCCCAUCUGCCUGCACCAUGUCUGAGCAUCAGUACAAGUUUAACGUCACCAUGAGCUGCGGCGGUUGCUCGGGUGCCGUGGAGCGAGUUCUGAAGAAACUGGAGGGUGUCAAAUCUUUCGACGUCAGCCUCGAUUCCCAAUCCGCCCUCGUUACCACGGAACCCUCCUUGUCGUACGAGACCGUGCUCGUAACCAUCAAGAAAACCGGGAAAGCCGUCACUGGCGGAGAAGCGGAUGGCCAGGCCAUGAGCGUCUGA